Messenger RNA from Cooperia oncophora, 738 nucleotides. NCBI's taxonomy places the organism in Eukaryota, Metazoa, Nematoda, Chromadorea, Rhabditida, Trichostrongylidae. The record is from the annotation of a GenBank genome assembly.
AUGAAUGUGGUUGACAUGGAUCUAUCGCGUCCGUCGUCAUCCGUGGUUUCGUCGCAUCGGCCUCGUAAUGGAUACCCAGUACAAGAAGAGUUUGUAAUGUCAGACGAUGAUGAACCCUAUUCAGUCCAUGAUCCAGACGAUCUUGAGUGCAGUGAGCGGAACUCUAUUACUCGUAACAAUUUGCCAUUGAUCCCAACUGAGUGUGGCAGCGUUACAGAAGCGCUGCAUAACUUUGUGGUGGUUUUUGAAUCCAGGGGCAUUUCGGAACGUCGGCCUCUUGCUUUAUAUAUUCACCAUGAUGGCAGCAUUGCCGCUAAUAUUUUCCCAUCCAAGGUCUUAUGUAGUGAUGCUGUGUCUAAUCUAUUGAGAUGUCAGUACAUUUUGUGGCCAUGGGAUAUCACUCAUAAGGAAAAUGAGGUGAAACUUCGAGAAUGGCUAGAAAUGGUAGGAAUGUCCGAGGCUCGUCGCACAUUGGAGUCAGUGGUGUAUGAUAAAGAAAAAUUUCCUCUUCUUGUUAUAAUCACCAAGGAUCGUGGCUCAUACAACGUCAAUGAUAUUUGUACUGGUAUGGACAGUGCGGAUAUUGUGAUGGAAAAGUUAAUGGCGGGUAUAGAUACAUAUACAACUAUUAGAAAUACUGAAAAAACCGAAGAGGCAGCUCGAUUGGAGAGGGAGAGAAUUAGACAAGAACAAGCACAUGAGUACGUUUUCCAUUGCUUCUCUUUUCUGUUUCUGUAA